CACAAGAUUGGCAAGCACAAGAUUGGCAAGCACAAGGCGGGCAAGCAUAUGAUAGGCAAGCACAAGCACAAAGCAGACAAGCACAAGAUGGGCAAGCGCAUGAUGGGCAAGCACAAAGCAGGCAAGCACAAGGUGAGCAAGUGAAUAGCAGGCAAGAACAAGGUGGGCAAGUGAAUGACAGGCAAGUACAAG
This is a messenger RNA of Cetraspora pellucida, 192 nucleotides long. The record is from the annotation of a GenBank genome assembly. NCBI's taxonomy places the organism in Eukaryota, Fungi, Glomeromycota, Glomeromycetes, Diversisporales, Gigasporaceae.